AAGUGAGUUUCACUAGUUUUGGGGAAGCUGUUGAAACUCUGAAUCCACAAAAGACUGCGUUUUUGAUUAUUGAACAAGAAGCUUAGCCACCUUUUUGGAAAUAUGGUUCUUCAUUUGAACUCCUGUUUUGGCUUCCCUGUCAUACUCCUGUACCAUUGGAUGGGGACAACUUUAUCUUUGAAUCUGGAAGAUCCCAAUGUUUGUAGCCACUGGGAAAGUUAUUCAGUUACAGUGCAAGAGUCAUAUCCACAUCCUUUUGAUCAAAUUUACUACACCAGUUGUACUGACAUCCUAAACUGGUUUAAAUGCACACGACACAGGAUCAGUUACCGAACCGCCUACAGACAUGGUGAAAAAACAAUGUACAGGCGUAAAUCCCAGUGCUGCCCUGGAUUUUAUGAAAGCAGGGAAAUGUGUGUCCCUCAUUGUGCUGAUAAAUGUGUUCAUGGUCGUUGUAUUGCUCCCAACACCUGUCAGUGUGAGCCUGGCUGGGGAGGACCCAACUGCUCCAGUGCCUGUGACAGUGACCACUGGGGGCCUCACUGCAGCAGCCGUUGCCAGUGCAAGAACGGCGCCCUGUGCAACCCCAUCACUGGCGCCUGCCACUGCGCCUCGGGGUUCAAGGGCUGGCGCUGCGAGGAGCGCUGCGACCACGGGACGUAUGGCAACGACUGCCACCAAAAGUGCCAGUGCCAAAACGGGGCCACCUGCGACCACGUGACUGGAGAGUGCAGAUGUCCUCCUGGAUACACUGGUGCCUUCUGUGAGGACCUCUGUCCCCCCGGGAAGCAUGGGCCGCAGUGUGAGGAGAGGUGCCCGUGCCAGAACGGAGGGGUCUGUCACCACGUCACCGGGGAGUGUGCCUGCCCACCAGGAUGGAUGGGCAUGGUUUGUGGUCAGCCUUGUCCUGAGGGUCGUUAUGGGACAAACUGUUCCCAGGAGUGCCAGUGCCACAACGGAGGGACCUGUGACUCGGCGACAGGUCAAUGCCUUUGCAGCCCAGGUUACACAGGGGAACGAUGCCAAGAUGAAUGUCCAGUUGGGACUUACGGAGUGCGAUGUGCUGAGACCUGCAAGUGUAUGAAUGGUGGGAAAUGUUACCAUAUUAGUGGUGCUUGUCUCUGUGAACCAGGAUUCACUGGAGAGCACUGCGAGACAAGGCUUUGUCCUGAGGGAAUUUAUGGUCUCAAGUGUGAUAAAAAGUGUCCCUGCCACAUGCCCAAUACCUGGAGCUGUCACCCUAUGUCUGGGGAAUGCUCCUGCAAGCCUGGCUGGUCUGGACUCUACUGCAACGAGACGUGUUCCCCGGGAUUCUAUGGCGAGUCGUGUCAGCAGAUCUGCAGCUGCCAAAAUGGUGCUGACUGCGACAGUGUGACUGGAAGAUGCACCUGUGCCCCUGGAUUUAAGGGGGCUGCUUGUGGUACUCCUUGUCUUCCGGGGACAUAUGGCAUAAACUGUUCAUCUGUGUGCAACUGCAAGAAUGAAGCUAUCUGUUCACCAGUAGAUGGUUCUUGUGCCUGCAAAGCAGGUUGGCAUGGUGUAGAUUGCUCGAUAAAUUGUCCCAGUGGCACCUGGGGACUUGGCUGUAACUUAACUUGCCAGUGUCUUAACGGAGGAGCUUGCAAUGCUCUGGAUGGAACCUGUACCUGUGCCCCGGGCUGGAGAGGAGAAAAAUGCGAACUCCCUUGCCAGGACGGCACAUACGGUCUGGAUUGUGCUGAGCGCUGUGACUGCAGCCACGCGGACGGUUGUCAUCCCACCACAGGUUACUGUCGCUGUCUCCCGGGAUGGUCAGGCAUUCACUGUGACAGUGUGUGUGCUGAGGGACAGUGGGGUCCAAAUUGUUCAUUGCCUUGUUACUGCAAAAAUGGAGCAUCCUGUUCUCCAGAUGAUGGAAUCUGUGAGUGUGCACCAGGAUACAGAGGCACCACUUGUCAACGAAUUUGUUCCCCUGGGUUUUAUGGACACCGCUGCAGCCAGACAUGUCCCCAGUGUGUACACAGCAGUGGUCCUUGCCACCAUAUUACUGGCUUAUGUGACUGCUUACCUGGAUUUACAGGAGCCCUCUGUAAUGAAGUAUGUCCCAGUGGCAGAUUUGGCAAGAACUGUGUUGGAAUAUGCACCUGCACCAAUAAUGGAACAUGUAAUCCUAUUGAUAGAUCUUGUCAGUGUUACCCUGGCUGGAUUGGGAGUGACUGCUCUCAGCCUUGCCCACCUUCCCACUGGGGACCGAACUGCAUCCACACGUGCAACUGCCAUAAUGGAGCUUACUGCAGUGCCUAUGAUGGGGAGUGCAAAUGCACCCCAGGAUGGACUGGCCUUUACUGUACGCAAAGAUGUCCCCUAGGGUUCUACGGGAAGGACUGCACAUUGAUAUGCCAGUGUCAGAAUGGAGCCGACUGCGAUCACAUCAGCGGGCAGUGCACCUGCCGCACCGGGUUCAUGGGGAAGCACUGCGAGCAGAAAUGCCCUCAAGGUACCUAUGGGUAUGGAUGCCGGCAGAUAUGUGACUGUCUAAACAACUCAACCUGUGACCACAUCACAGGAACAUGUUACUGCAGCCCAGGCUGGAAAGGGGCCAGGUGUGAUCAAGCUGGUGUAAUUAUAGUAGGAAACUUGAACAGCUUAAGCCGAACCAGUACUGCCAUCCCUGCUGAUUCUUACCAGAUAGGGGCUAUAGCAGGGAUCAUCAUUCUUGUCCUGGUUGUGCUUUUCCUGCUAGUGCUAUUCAUCAUUUACCGACAUAAGCAGAAAGGAAAAGAAACAAAUAUGCCUGCAGUGACAUAUACCCCUGCUAUGAGGGUCAUCAACGCAGAUUACACCAUUUCAGAAACCAUCCCUCACAGUAAUGGUGGAAAUGCUAACAGUCACUAUUUCUCUAAUCCUAGUUAUCAUACUCUAACUCAAUGCACUACCCCACCUCAUGUCAACAACAUGGACAGGCUGACUCUGGCAAAGGCAAAAAAUAAUCAUCUGUUUGUGAACCUUAAAAAUGUGGAACCUGGAAAACGAGGCACUGUCAUGGACUACACAGGAACACUGCCUGCAGACUGGAAACAUGGUGGCUACCUCAAUGAGCUUGGUGCUUUUGGACUUGAUAGGGGAUAUUUGGGGAAAUCCUUGAAAGAUCUAGUGAAGAACUCAGAAUACAAUUUAAGUAAUUGUUCAUUAAGCAGUUCUGAGAACCCAUAUGCUACUAUAAAAGACCCACCAGCUCUUCUACCAAAAAGUUCAGAAUGUGGAUAUGUUGAAAUGAAGUCACCAGCACGCAGGGACUCCCCAUAUGCUGAGAUUGCCAGCUCUUCUUCAGCUACUAAGAAUGUUUAUGAAGUUGAACCUACGGUGAGUGUUGUCCAGGGAUCACUCAGCAGCAGUGGACGUUUCAGCCAGGAUCCUUAUGAUCUUCCAAAAAACAGCCAUAUUCCAUGUCAUUAUGACUUGCUACCAGUUCGAGAUAGCUCCCCAUCCUCUACGAAGGAGGUCAGCAGUGAAUGACCCCAAAAACUGACAUGUAGCACAGUGGGACUCUGAAGGGGCAAAGUGGCGUGGUUGUGCUCCUUCCUCUAGUUUACGAUCAUAUUUGGCUCCUAAUCUGUCCAGCAGAGAAUUGCUGUACAUGGAACAGAAUCUCAACAUGAGGUUUGUGUUGUGUAUACAAGUGACAGAUGGAGAAAUGCCACACUCUGGGGAUCCUGAUCAUUCUUCUUUUCAUGGCAGCAAAUUUUAUAGCAACAGGUACGCAGCACAUUUAUACUAUGAUAUACUGGCUUGAAAAUAUUAGCAGAUCAGUUUUCAUAACAUCCCAUUUCAGCGACUUUAAAUAUAGAUUUCAUGUUUGUCAUGAUUCAGCAUAGAAAUACUCCCAGGACAGUGCAAUUAGCAAAUUACCACCAGUACGAGUCAUAUGGUUCACUAGUUAUGUAGAAAAAAAACGGCCUUGCCAAAUUUUACUUUCUAUUCUGAUCUUUAGUCAAGACAUAUUAAGAAACAAGAUCUGAUGGGGAUAAGUAAGCACAAUACUGCAGUUGUUUGGGAAAUCCAUCAUCAGGCUUUAUUGUCCUUUAUCGGUGGUGAGCACUCCUUGCUGGAAUAGUUUUGGAGACAGAAAGAUUGGAUACAUCAGGAUUAUAGGAUGCCUCAAGAUCUCUUGGUAUUCCAUACCCAGAACCACUCUUCAGCAAAUCUUUUGCUACCAUUCAACUGCAUAUGUUGCAGUUCUGACCACUAUUUCUGCCAUACACAACUAAUUAUCCAUAACAUAUCAGUAAUUACUCAAUAAAAUAUGUAAAUUAAAUCAGUUUAUUUUUGUCACCAUGGACUGAUUAUAUAAGGAGUGGACAAAGGUGAUGACUGCUGUAAAUCUUAACUGCAAGGAAAGGUUUACAUUUUAUAAAAAGGUAGUAAUAAUGACUGUAAUAUAGGAUAAAAAUAGUAAGGUGUUCUGAUGUUUUUUCUUAGGAAUAACUAAGCAAUCUCUGUGCGUACUUGCUAAAAAGGCACCUUUUCUUUUUUAUAGUUGUAUAGGGAAACAUAUGCUUAAGCUGGUCUUUUGCAUUGCUAAUAAUGUGACACACGUACCUCCCAGUCUUCAUUAACUUGUGUCUCCAUUUUUACACCGUGUGUCUGUUUUUCUAGUUAUGUAGGUUGUAAUUGCAAAAAUAUUUUACUGUGUGUCCAUUUCUUUUGCAUUUUUGCCAACUAGCCUUUAUUUUGUCUGGUUAAGGGACUUCUGGGCAGAGGGAGGGGAUUAAAGGAAGAAGUCAUGUCACACUGAUGUCUUUCAGAACCUAGUAGUUCAGCUUGGUGAGUUAAUUGGGAAAAAAAAUUAAGUGUUUUUGUUGAGGAUAAUAACAAAAAUGCAGAACUAAAGUAAAAAGCAGUCCUUCUAUAAAGUUGAUCUAUUUUCUGUUGACUAUAUGGAUGGACACCAUCUUUCCAAAAGGCUACUUUCUCUCCCUCCAAAAGUGUGUUAUGAACGGUGCAAUUUGAUGGAAAUUAAAUUUGCCAAGGUGUCCAUCCACUGAAGCAAAAUUGUCCCCAAAUACAUCAGCCUAUCAAUAAAAUGACUGAUGUAGACUGGACUUUCAGUGGGAAGUUACCUUUAGAGACCUAAAAAUGCUGUGGCAGUAUUACCUGCUCACAUGCUUCUAACAUAAUCCUCAGCAGGCUUUUCUACCCUGUCCUGGUGGUCACUCAGUAGCUUCAUGUGCCUAACUUGUUCCCAGGGUUUGUAUAUCCCUGAUUGAUGGGGAAAGUAUACUAGCAGUUGCAUCGCAUGGCCUAUAGUGGGAAGCAUUAGUCCUCUCUACUUUCUGUGUUGGGGUCACAUUUUGGCACAUGAAACCUGUGAUACACUAUAAUGAUGUGAAGGGCAGUCAGCAGGUCAGGAUAUUGAUGUGUGUGCUCUCCAGCUUAGCACAGGGAGCAUCAUGACCAUUUUUAUCUUUACAUCUGUACUGCAGUACAGUCCGAGUCAAAAAAUAACUACAGCUGUGACAUUUGAUAUAUUCCAAAGAAACUCACAACCAGUUGCCUUUGGGACACUAACAGCAGCAGAGGAACUUCUGGGAAUUUUUUGAAAAGGAUUCCCAGGAAUGAAAUGGAAAUAGAAUUUGCUUUUAUUUGUUCUCACUUAAGUGGUGAUAAAUGAGAGAGGUGCAAUGAAGACAUCUUAGCAGAUGUGCCUAAACCUGAGAAUGUUACAUGGCUGUAUGAAGUGCCCUGUUACAUUCUUGGUUCUCACUGUCCAUGAGGCCUGGCUGUUUCCCUGGGCAUUUCUCAUAUAUCCUUGGAAUAAAUAACUUUCUUAUCCUUGGAUUUUUGUAAGUACAGAAAUUGACUCCAAGAUUUCAAAAGCCACUUGCCAUUAAAUCCCGCCAUAAGACAAAGGAUUAAUUUGGUUUGCGUGCAUAUUGAAUAUAUGUGGAGCUACUGGUAUAUACAUGUGUUUGUAUGGUGUGAAACAGACUUUAAAAUAAAAACUUUCUUCUCUGAAGCCAUGAACAGCAAAUGAUGUCUAUAGCAAUGGUGACCUCACAAAAAUUUAUUUUCUUACUCUGUAAAACUUGGAGACCACAAGACAAAAUAAUCUUAAUAAUAUAAUCUGAUCUUUUUCUAUGAAAAAGUGAAGAGCUGAAUUAAUUAUUUGUUUGAAAAUUUCCAGUAUGUCACAUAGCCUCAAGGGACUUAUUCAGCCAAAUCAUGAUGAAAACAGAUGAAUUUCUAAUGAUUUUGCCUGUUGUGUAUGUUCCAAAUAUACCCACUACCAAAGUUUGUCUUUCUAUAUGUGGGCAAGACUCAGGCUGUGCAGUCAGCAUAAGCAAGGCCUGCGUAUAUCUGAGCUGGAUUUGCAACACACAAGAGGUCAAGUAAAAAACUUGUGAAUCAACUUCAGUGAAUGAUCAUUGGUAGACAAUCAGUAAACAGAUUGCCUGCAGGGGUAAUACAUUCUUGUUCAAUGAUAACCACCUAUCAUUCCAGAGGAAAAAAAGCACACAGGACUUGCAUUAGCAGUCCUGCUGUCUAGGCUUGGGAGGCUUGCUCUGGAGUACACUCUGCUGUCAGUUUAAGAGACCCCUCCAGCUCAAUUCUCAUGACUGUCACAUAACCCUUUUUGUAGAUCCCAGAAUGUCCUGCAGAGAACGUAAAUAUUUCUUUGCUUGCAUACUAUAUUGUGGUGGGAAUUUAAUGAGUAAGUUGAUCUAAUAAUUUUAGAAAACACCAUCUACUAGAGAAUUGGCUUCACAACAGACCAGGAUGGAAAGAGAUGUCUUGCUUCUGUAUAUUCACAUGACAAUAGUGAAAGACAACUUUGAAAAUGGAGAUAGCUAUGCCCUAGCAACUUCUUAACAGUUUAAUAAUGUGCAAAAUGCGGCACAAAGUUAAUAGCUGAUUUGAAAAUAAGUAGUGAGUAUAAGCUCUAGGUUUUAAAUCAUGUUGGCAUUAUAAUUCUGGUCAUUUAGAAGCAUAAUGAACUUCAAGGCUUUUUACUAUAUCAAAGACUUUCAAUCACAAUACAUGGUUACACAUAGAAUUUGUCCCUAUCUUGAUAUACCCAGAGAACUCCCAUUAAUUUCAAAUGCAGAUUACAGAGGAAAGAAGAAUUCAUUGUUCUCAUACUUUCUGCUGAGACAAUCUGCCAAGUCAUGUUAACAUUGAAGGGAAGUUGGGACAAAACAAAAUCAAAAUGCGGAUUGUGUUAUUUGAAAUAUAUUGGAUUUUCCAAGUACUGUGACUGCAACUGAAUUUUUAUUAGAUAUGUGUCCAAAUAAUAAUCCUGAUGCUGAAGCUCUAAAGUCCAGACUGAACAAUACAGAGCUAAUUUUGACAAAAAUGCUUUAUAUUAAAGAUUGUACAUAUAGUAGUUUAAAUGACUGAAAACAAUUGGGUGCAUGUUUAUUAAUUACCGUGCAGAAAAUCUUGCCAUUUGGUAUGCUCAUACUAGUGCUAGAGCACUGAACCUAACUUGAUAUCUACAGUUUUUUAGCCCACAAGACUUCACUUUGAUAUGAUUGAACUGUAAUAUAUUUUUAAAGAAAACCUAUCAAGUAUGCCUAGCUUCUUAGCUGUAGUAAAAAAAGUGUUUUGUUGUGAAAAUAUAUCUGUUUUCCAAAGAUGACUGAUGUUCAUCAUUCUACCCUUUACUACCAUUUAUUUUACUUCACAUACCUGUAGGUUAAUGUAAUAAAGUUUCUAAUGGAA
Apus apus (common swift) is the source of this 7701-nucleotide messenger RNA. RefSeq names its product multiple EGF like domains 10 (gene MEGF10). Gene Ontology annotation, molecular function: scavenger receptor activity; protein binding. NCBI's taxonomy places the organism in Eukaryota, Metazoa, Chordata, Aves, Apodiformes, Apodidae. The coding region runs from base 103 to 3495 and encodes 1130 amino acids. The record is from RefSeq and is a predicted model, not a curated record. The transcript has 25 exons.